This is a messenger RNA of Peronospora matthiolae, 690 nucleotides long. The record is from the annotation of a GenBank genome assembly. Lineage: Eukaryota; Oomycota; Peronosporomycetes; Peronosporales; Peronosporaceae.
AUGGGUCUCGUCGUGCUGCUUGACGAGACCAAGGACAUCAACAAUCAGCUGGACACGACACUACCAGAUGUCCCACGCCUGUGGAUAACCACGAGCGGACGAGGCAACUCUUCCGAACGCCAUUCACAUCGCGGUGGUUCAAAUUACGCCCCACAAGGAAGCGUUGACCACCGCUUGAGUCCACCAAAAGAUGUGGUGGCGGUGAGAACACCUGUUCAGGAUCGAGGGUCGGAUCAGCUUGAUUUUCAAGAGCUUAACCGUGUAACGGAAGAGUUGCAAGAUGACCUGGAUCACGAACGGACUCGGCGUUACGAGUACCAUGAUUUUAAAAAGGAUAAUUACAAUUUCUUAGCGCAUGAUCGUUCGAGUGAUCGUGCCGGUUUUGCGUUCGCGCAACUUGAGAACGAACGUUCGACUCGUUCUAUUCGUGAUGAGCUGGCUCUAGCUCGUCGAGACAUCGCUGAACUGCGUGAACAGGUCUCUCCGCUAGUCGACCAGACUGGCUCGCUGAAACAGACCCACUCGAAGGUGGUCUCGGCUCUCGGCUGCGGAGGUGUUCUUCGCAUGUCGAAGCGGGCUCGUACUGAUAGUACGGGCGAAGACACCGACGUAAAACGUAAAAUGCGUACGCAUCUUAUGGGGCAGUUCAAUCGUGUAUGCGUUGCCCAUUCGGCGCAACACACAAAAUGA